Molecule: messenger RNA, 1561 nt
Organism: Penicilliopsis zonata CBS 506.65
Lineage: Eukaryota; Fungi; Ascomycota; Eurotiomycetes; Eurotiales; Aspergillaceae
Exons: 6
Coding region: 58-1383 (441 amino acids)
Source: RefSeq, a predicted model, not a curated record
CCAGCAACACUCAUAUGUCAGUGAAGAGUGAAUUCUGCUUUCUGUGACUCAAGAACCAUGGUUAGCCAGACAGUUUCAGAGCCUCGUUUGUUGAGCAAAGGCGUGGCACACCUCCAGGCCGCGGUCGAUAAGCUGUCGUCGAAGUUCCCUGGGUGUUUUCUGGUGCUUACCUCGCCCGAGGAGGUGCUCUUCAACUACCAGAGCGGGCCUUUGGAUGUCCUCAGCCGGGAGACGAGCUCGCCCGUGGAUGAGAACACGAUUAUCUGGCUCAGCAGUGCCACUCGCUUCAUAGUUUCGCUCGCAUAUCUCCAGCUGGUGGACCGCGGAUUGAUCGAGCUGGACACUCCUAUGCGCAAGUUUUCUCCCGAGCUGGAGGAGGUCUCGAAGCGCGUUCUUCGUGGAUUCGACAAUGAUGGGCAGCCAAUCUUUGAGCCCUCUACAGGCAACAUCACCCUCCGACAAAUGUUGAAUGGGACAAGCGGAUUUGACGCCGAACAUACCGCCGCAGUCAAUCAAUGGAAAGCCAUUCCUGGAAAUGACCGGGGGCUUCUCAACAGCUGUAAAGCGGAAAGUCUCAUUUACACCCCUCCUUGCACACAGCCAGGCGAAGUGUGGAGGUACGGGCCAAACAACGACUGGCUGUCUUAUAUUUUCCCCGCUGUAGCCCACCAGGAUUUGGAGGAGUAUCUCCAGCAAAACAUCUUCCAUCCUCUAGGUAUUCAGUCGGCCUCGUUCUACCCUCAUGAUUCUCCAGACCUUGUAGGCCGAGUCAUGCCCCUGCGUUGGCUGGCUAAUAAGACGGCCGACGGGCAGCUUCAGUUCGAGGAGUGGACCGGCCAGCAAGCUGUCCAUUUUCUACCUAAAGGACGAAAGAAUAUUGAAUACCCUACUGGCGGAGCUGGCCUUUACUCCACUGCUACAGGCAUGGCUCUUAUACUGCAGAACAUCCUCGCUGGUUUCCUGCACGAGACAAACAGUCGCCCACUUCCCACGGGAUUCACUCCGCUUCUCUCUCCCACGCAGUAUCGGCUCAUCCUUUCACCCGAUUUGGAGCUGUCUCAGCUUGCGGGUAUGGAAGGUGUGCUGAAUGGCUACUUCGACCUUUCUAAGGAGGAAGGAGACCGCUUCCUUACGGUCGAGAAUGUCAACUGUAACCUCGGUGGUCUGCCAAUGAUUACAGGGAAAGAUAGAAAGGGCGGAUGGGGCAGACGCCCGGGAUCUGCAGGAUGGGGAGGUGCUGCAGGGACCGACUUCUACAUCGAUCCUGCCACAGGUAUUGCUGUGUUCUACUCGACCCAGUUGCUACCAGGUAGUGGCCCUGUGGUCAAGGGGUCGAAGAAGAUAAUAGAGCGGGCGGUGUUUGAAGCUCUGGAAAUGGAUUAGAUUAGCUGAUUGUCUUCGAUACUAAUUGGCACUGUUGCGAUAUGGUCUUGGACGUCUUCGGUAUAUGAGAUGAAAUAUCACCUUAAAUAGCUUCUCAUCUAUUAAGGAGUCAGGAUACUCUUAUUUCUAUCGUACUUGCCUUAUCCUCUGGGAUAUAUAUUCAUGAAAAUGCUUCCUG